AUGGAGACUUUGAAUACGCAACGGCUAGACGCGCUGGAACGAGCAUCGUCAAGCCGCCUAGACACGGACCCCCAAGGUCCCCGCGAGACGGAUGCGGAUGCUGCAGCCGGACGAAGCCGUGGCUGCAGCUUCGAUGCAGACACCAGGUCUUCUGGGAGCAGUCGGCCUGAUUUGCAGCUUCCUGUGCAGGGGCAGGGCAAGAGCAGCAUCGGCUGUGCACACCUGGCCCAGCUGGAAAAGGCUUUGGCGGACACGGCCGUGCUGCAAAGUCGCGCAACCGCUGCACUGGAGCGAAUUGCAAGGCAGCAAUCUGCUCUGAAGCGCAUCCCGGUCGCGUGUCCGUCAUGUGGCUCAUUGAAUGUCCCUCAAGGCUCUGCCUGGCACACUGGUGACCUCGUCUCAUGCCAGGACUGCAGCCAGUCUUUCCUGCCCUUGAGCAGCUUCCAGGUCCGGGAGGAUCUCAGCGUUUUGAAGACCGCCGUCCAACGGCUUCGGGAUCAGCAGGAGCGGAUUCAGUACUUGGAAUGCUGCGUGGCGAAGAGCGAGGUGUCCAUGAGCCCUGUGGCAACGGCACGACCCUCCAAAGCACCAGAGGAGCGGGCUGCCAGUGUGCGUCCUGAGGAAGCCUUGAUACGAAAGGCACCAGCGCGUGGACCCAUGGCAUCGCCGCAUUUUGCCCCGCAGAUUAUGAGCCCGCGAUGUCCGCGACAGGCUGGACUAGGGCCCUCAACGGAUUCAACAAGCUCCCCAGACGCAUCUCCUGGGCACCCCUUCUUGUCGCCCUGCUCCCCUUCCCGCAGGCUGGAUCAGUUCGGGUUUUCCGCCCAGUUGGAGCAAUGCCAGAGCCCAGCUGCAGGUGUCGGCCGCAUGCCUGCUGGGUUCAGCCAUCGAGGUGAGGCUCCGUCAGCACCGAGUGCCCAGGCAAAAGAGAAGACGCCGAUUCUCAUGCCUUUGCUGGACACUCAAGAUCUCCUUACCAACAGUUCGUCGUCUUCAGCUCCGUUGUGCUUCCAUGGAAACAAGCUUUCACGUUGGCAGAUGGACACCGAGCAAAAGACUCGAGAGGCGCUGCAGCGCAUGCGGCAAGAGUCCAAGGGCAAGGGCCGAGCCAGAAAGGAACGUGAGGAAGGCGAGAUCGCCUCGGCCUCCGAGUCGGAGGGGUCGAGGUUGACGAGUUGGGAUGCCAGGCCUCAGUCUUUGGUGGCUGGGCCACAGGCAAUUCUGCAGAAGUGGGUGCCAGCGGGUUCACCCUGCAAGGAGGACAAGAAGGGCACAGGUGAACCGCGUCCGAGGCCCGCGGCUUUGGUCGAUGAGGCUGCAGCCGGUGCUUUUCCAAAGUGGUUCUUGUUGAUGCUCUUGGCCUGCUUUACUGCCGUUUCUUUGCUGCGGCAUGUGCUGCACGGACUGGCGCAACAGCUUCAAGGAGAAGCUGUUGCAUCCGCCGCCUUGACUGCGAUAGUGACCGGGACGUCGCUGCAGCUUUGGCGACAUGCGGAAGAGAUGGUACAGACGCGAAGCUUGCUGGAGACCACACGUGGGGAAUGGAAACAUGGCAUUGUCUGCCUGGAGACCAGCAUCUUAGGCAGCGCCUUGCAGCUGAGCUUGGAAGAGGCUUUGGGACUUGCAGCUGCUUUGGCCCAGCUUGCUCCGGUUUUCCUCUUCGAAAACUGGGGUAUCCACGGACCGCCAGCAUACAGAUGGGCUGCUGUUGUUGCUCAUGUGGCAACGGCCAUCAUCAUCAUGCUGUGUGCCCGGAAGAAACUUCUGAACAGCCUCGGUAGCGCAGUGCCAGCUCCCAAAGACCUGUCGGUGGAGGUGCUGGAAGUUUGGAUCGGCCUGGCCGCUGGCAACUGGGCCGCCUCUUCCUGGGCAGCGUGCACGUGGUGGCGCGCAGCAUCCGCUGGCAUCCAGGCAAAACUUCCCGUCCUGGCUCUUGCUACCGCACAGCUCACAAACUUUUGGUUGGCGCACCGCUCACGGCAGCCCCUCUUGCUUGCUGCCUGUGUUGCGCUCGGUGGGCUGUCGAUGGCAAAUUGUUGUUGCAGGCCACAUGGCGUGGCGCCGGUACUAGAUGCAGUGGAUUUAUCAUCAUCUUUGUUUAUGACUCCUGGAAUCUAUGUCGCAUUUUGUGCGGUGAGUGCCUGGCUUCUGUUCCAGGAGUUAUUCAACUCGCUGUGA
This is a messenger RNA of Symbiodinium sp. CCMP2456, 2178 nucleotides long. The record is from the annotation of a GenBank genome assembly. Lineage: Eukaryota; Dinophyceae; Suessiales; Symbiodiniaceae.